CCCUUUACUACCAUUUAUCGAUAAAUUCUUCGAACGCGAUUGUAUCGCGGCCAUCAUAGGCAGCAUUAUAAGCAUAGGCUCGGUCGUCGUCGAGUCAGGCUCAGUUCCAGUUCGGUGAUGUUGGGUGAUGUUAACGCUGGUGGUUGAUUACGCAUCCUAAGGAAAAAUCGCGGAAUAAAGGGCGUGUGUAAGAUGCACGAGUGCCGGAGUUCUCGGACUCUUGGCUCGGUCACGGCCUCGGCCUCGAUGACGCUGCCGGGAGCGACGAGCGCGUGGAACGCGAGAGCAGCGCGCGGAUACGGUAAUCGAGUGGCUUAGGAGUUGUCGAGAGCGACGAAGGCAUCGAAGCUGCCAGGGCCAGGCAGGACGACGGGGGAAGAUGUCCGCGUCCUAAGGAGCCGCCGUGCACCGAUCCGCGGACGGACGCGUCUCGGCCGUUUUCUUCGGUGAUUGCUGACGUGAUGCCCUUUGAAAAUCCCACGAACUUUUCUUGUUAGAGACAAGCGCGUGUGACUCUCGGUGAAAUGUUUUCGUCGCCGGCGUCAGCGGUGGGCGAGCCAUCGGGCUACGAUUUUCAGAAAGAGGAGAACGCUGCCAAGUGGAAGGGAGUGUUUGUCAACUCCUUGCGCAAGGUACUAGAACAAGUACAUCCUAGUCUCGAAGCUCGACAAGAUGCUUUAGACUAUGUGGAAAGUUUAAUUUUAAGAAUGCUAGGCAUGCUUUGUGGACAUCCACCCCCUCAGACUCCUCAAGAUGUGGAGGAAAGAGUAAGACGAACCUUUCCUACGCCCAUCGAUAGAUGGGCUCUUCGUGACGCUAGAGAUGCUUUAGAGAAAGGGAAAAAGAAGUCGCCAUUAGUACUACCAGUUGAUAAGAUUCAUCAGUUAUUACAAAAAGAAGUAUUACAGCACAAAAUUGAUUCGCAAGUUAGCCUGUUUGUAGUUGGCGUUUUGGAGUAUAUUUCUGCUGAUAUUUUGAAGCUAGCUGGAAAUUAUGUGAAAAAUAUUCGCCACGUAGAGAUUUCGUGUGAAGACAUAAGAGUCGCGAUGUACGCGGAUAUGGUAUUGAUGGACAUGUUUUAUCAAGAUGAUUAUACGGAAGGUCCGCAAAGUAGCUUGGGUGCGGUUGUUUCGCAAACUUAUGAAGAGUCUGUUCGAGAUCUCAUUCAUGACGAACGGCAUUACAUCCGUGACUUACAUAUGAUUAUCAAGGUAUUUCGCGAAGAGAUUGCAAAGUUGGCGCAAGAUAAGAGCGAACUAGAGACGCUGUUCAGUAAUAUUACAGAUAUUUAUGAAGUUACUAUGACAUUAUUCGGCAGUUUAGAAGAUAUAAUGGAAAUUACGGAAGAGAAGCAAACACCUACGGUCGGUUCGUGCUUUGAAGAAUUAGCAGAGGCAGCAGAAUUUGAUGUUUAUAUAAAAUAUGCGAAAGAUAUUAAUAGUCCAGCUAGCAGGGAGGUUUUAACGAAUUUAUUAUCAAGACCAGAAGCUAGUACGGCUUUGCGGGCAGCAGGCCAUGGUUUUAAGGAGGCCGUUAAAUAUUAUUUGCCAAAACUCUUGUUGCAACCUAUAUGGCACUGCUUCCUGUAUUUUGAUUACAUAAAGGUUUUACACAAACGCACACCUAAUAUAGAGGAUAGCGAAACUCUGGAACAGGUGCAAGGUUUAUUAAGGCCACUACAAAUGGAAUUAAUGCAAUCUGUAGCAAGUCUUCCAAAAAAGGAUACGGGCUUGCGAAUGCAGAGCAGAGCAAGGAGACAGGCGGCACUAGAGAAAACUAGUGAGCUACAAAAGACUGUGGAUGGUUGGGAUCAAAAAGAUAUCGGGCAAUGUUGCAAUGAAUUUAUUAGAGAGGAUACAUUGAAAAAGGUGGCUAGUAAUGGACGAAGAUUAACAGAAAGGAAAGCCUUGUUAUUCGACGGUUUAUUAGUAUUGUGUAAGCCAACUGGUAGUAAAAGAGUCAGCGUUACUGUUGCAGCAGGCAUUGUUGCAGUCGCUGGACAUUCGACUCAUCAAGGUGAACUCCGAUUGAAAGAGAGACUUUUUAUCAGAAAAGUCGAUAUUAUCGAUAGAGAAGAUACCGAAGAAUUGAAGAAUGCUUUUGAAAUUGCACCGAGGGACCACCCUAAUGUUAUUCUUGUUGCCAAAUCCGUUGAAGAUAAGAAUAAUUGGAUGGCAGAUUUAGUAAUGUUGAAUACAAAAAGUAUGUUAGAAAGAACUUUAGAUAGUAUCCUAUCCGAUGAGGAAAGGAAGCACCCAUUGAGGCUACCUCCAUCUCACUUGUAUAAAUUUACUGAACAAGACAGCUCGGAAAAUAUUGUUUUGGAGGCCAGAGAAAAUGGUGGUGUUCCCUUGAUUAAGGGCGCAACUUUGAUAAAAUUAGUAGAGAGAUUAACUUAUCAUAUAUACGCUGAUCCAGCUUUUGUAAGAACAUUCCUUACUACUUACAGGAGUUUUUGUUCCCCUCAAGAAUUAUUGACGCUGCUAAUAGAAAGGUUUGAUAUACCAGAUCCUUCAUUAGUCUACGGCGAAGAGGAAAAACCAUCUGUAUGUAAGACAGCUAGAGAAGAUUGGAAAAGAUAUAGGAAAGAAUUUUGUCAGCCGGUGCAGUUUAGAGUUUUAAACGUUUUAAGACACUGGGUCGAUCAUCAUUUUUAUGAUUUCGAACGUGAUAGAAAUCUUCUGGAAAAAUUGCAAUUGUUUUUGGAAUCAGUUAGUGGUAAAUCCAUGCGGAAAUGGGUCGAUUCAGUAAUAAAAAUUGUGCAACGAAAAUGCGAGCCAUCGGAACAACGACCUAUCACACAUAGCUUUGAACGAUCUCCUCCGUCGAUAGAGUGGCAUCUUAAAGUUCCUGAGGAAGAAUAUGGAAUACUUACGUUACAUCCUAUCGAAUUAGCAAGACAGUUAACGCUAUUGGAGUUUGAUUUGUACAGAACGGUAAAGCCUUCCGAGUUAGUCGGCUCUGUAUGGACAAAGAAGGAUAAGGAAAAAACAUCACCCAACUUGCUGAAGAUGAUUAAACACACAACAAAUUUCACAAGAUGGUUAGAAAAGACAAUAGUAGAGGCUGAAAAUUUCGACGAGAGAUUAGCCAUUAUAUCACGUGCAAUCGAAAUAAUGAUAGUGCUGCAAGAUCUCAAUAAUUUUAACGGCGUUCUGGCCAUUAUCAGUGCUAUGGGAUCGGCUUCAGUUUUUAGAUUAAAAUUUACAUUUCAACAAAUAAAUGCACGAUUAGAAAAAGCGUUGGAAGAAGCACGGGAGCUUAACAACGAUCAUUUUCGGAAGUAUCAAGAGAAAUUAAGAUCUAUCAAUCCACCUUGCGUACCAUUUUUUGGUAUGUACUUGACUAACAUUCUGCAUAUUGAAGAAGGAAAUCCGGAUUAUUUACCGGGAAGUCCGGAGCUUAUUAAUUUUAGCAAACGGCGAAAAGUAGCAGAAAUAACUGGUGAAAUACAGCAGUAUCAAAAUCAACCCUAUUGUCUUUCAGUGGAAUCUAGAAUAAGGCAAUUUCUUGAAAACCUGUGUCCUUUUGAUCCCAAUAUGAAAGAUGCGGACAUAAGCAAUUAUUUGUACAAUAAAAGUUUAGAAAUAGAGCCAAGAGGAUGCAGACAACCUCCAAGAUUCCCGCGUAAAUGGCCAGAUUUAAACUUGAAAUCACCAGGAAUCAAGGCUAGAAGCGGAAAAUUACCAGCUCCGUUACAUAUGGUGACGUCCAACGUAAGAUUACAUGAUUCUCCAGCGGACACGUUUCCUCAUGAAUUACCGGAAACACCUCCACAUGGACUACAAAAUACAGUUCCACAUAUAGAUCAUAGCGUUUUUCCGCCUGUCAUAUUUGCUGUGCCACUUCCAGCAUCACCUAGUCCAACUAGUGGCGCUAAAUCGGUGCGUUCGAUUCCCUCGUCGAGUAGCCCUCAGUCGCUUCAGUCUUUCUUUCCUGCGCAUUAUCAAAGUGAAAGCCCCAGUGCAAUGCCGACACCGUCGUCUCCCAAUAUACCUCUUAAUCAACUUAAUCAACUUCCGCCGCCUCUACCACCUAAACCUAGAGUGAUACCUAAACGACGAGAAAAUUCAUGUAGUGAAUCACCACAACAAGCAAAACAAGCUCCAAACGCACCAAUUCUUCCGCCGAGGGAUGAUAUCUCGCCACCGCCGUUACCACCACGACUUCCAGCAACGUUAAAUCCAAGUAGUUCGGCAUUACUGUCGCGCCGAAAUUCCACGUUAGAAAAUACAUGCUGCAAUGUUCCACGGAGACAUAUGUCUCUCAAUAGCCCUAGCCCUACGAAACUUCCACCAACGCAGCCUAAUGGAUCAGUGACACCGAAGUUACCACCAAAACCUAUACAGGGACGUCCACCUACAACCAUGUUUAAUUUCAACCACCCUCCCGGACCUAGUUAAGUGUUACCUUCCCACAAUUCUAUUUUUUUACCUUGUUGGAAAAACAUUUUCAAUCGCAGCUUAGUCCAUUCGGUAAGUCAAGCUGAAAUCUUUCUUGCCGCACAUAUAAAGAAGCACGGUCUAAUAAAUAGAUCGAUUCCAAAUAAAAUAUUUAUUGUAUUAAAUCAUUGUAAAAAUAUCAAAAAUGUUAAGUGAUAAUUUGAGAAUUCUGAUAAUUUUCUCAAUAAAUUUCGAGUCCGUUGUUUGAAAUAAUCAGUGCUUUUGUGUUCAUCAUACUUUAUAAUCUUACUGAAUAGACUACGCUCAGUAUCAGUUACCUGUAUGGCUUCCUUCCUUUAAAUCCCCGAUUCUCCUUCAAAUACAACUGUGAUAUAGUUUCAAUACAAAAAAUAUGUUAAUGUAAUUAGACACUUAGAUUUUAAAAUAAUAGACGUAAGAAAGUGAUGUGUAUCGAAUAUAUACAAAUAUGUAUACAUAUAUAUAUAUAUUGAU
This is a messenger RNA of Wasmannia auropunctata (little fire ant), 4895 nucleotides long. RefSeq names its product protein son of sevenless (gene Sos). The record is from RefSeq and is a predicted model, not a curated record. The transcript has 21 exons. Bases 525 to 4403 code for a protein of 1292 amino acids. Gene Ontology annotation, molecular function: protein heterodimerization activity; structural constituent of chromatin; guanyl-nucleotide exchange factor activity. Gene Ontology annotation, biological process: Ras protein signal transduction; positive regulation of GTPase activity. Lineage: Eukaryota; Metazoa; Arthropoda; Insecta; Hymenoptera; Formicidae. Gene Ontology annotation, cellular component: plasma membrane; nucleosome.